Molecule: messenger RNA, 3612 nt
Organism: Trematomus bernacchii (emerald rockcod)
Lineage: Eukaryota; Metazoa; Chordata; Actinopteri; Perciformes; Nototheniidae
Gene: dnajc30b
Product: DnaJ (Hsp40) homolog, subfamily C, member 30b
Exons: 1
Coding region: 494-1645 (383 amino acids)
Source: RefSeq, a predicted model, not a curated record
AAGCGGGACAUCUGGUCACCCUAAGUGUAUCGUUUACAGUGCUGGAUGAAGUAUUUUAUUUAAAAUAAAAUACGAAAAUGUAAAAAUACUACAAGUAAAAGUCUUUCAAACUAAAUGUUACCUAAUAUAAGGAAAAGUAUAGGUUCAAGGUUCAAGGUUUUUUAUUUUGUCAUACGAACAUAGCUAUAGUGUAGUUAUGACGAUGAAAAUCUUAGGUCAUCUGAUCUAACCAAUCAAGUAUGCCUAAAGUACUAGGAUAUAAAUAACUCAUUGUGCAGAAUUGCCCCUUUCAGUAAUAUUUUUAUUUAGUUUAUACAAUUAUUAUUAUUAUUAGUGCAAUACCAGAGCUGUUAUGGAAGGUUAUAUCAGUAGCGAAGUCCCUCCCCUUCCCUUUAUGAAUCGUUUUCUGCGAAAUGAUUGGCCGACUAUGAAAGUACUUCCUGUAAACAUUGACUCUGAUUGGUUCCUCGUCGUUUGACGUUCCGGAUGUUGCAUGUUUUUUUCCGGCCGGCUCACCCAUGGAUGUAGGGCUCACCGUUCCGUUCUCGGUAAAAUGGCAGAGGUCGGUCAUAGGCUAGGGAGCGGGGCUUACCGGCUGUCCGCCCUCAGAAACAGCCAGAGUUGGUCGGUGUGCACCGGAGAGAGUCCCGGUCCUCUGCUGGUCAACUCCCUCAGUGACAGCCGGUGUAAAGAGCAGUCAACCCGGGACCAACAUCAUGAAGUUCAGCCAGUGUCAAGAAGCAAAGCAACACGACUCAAACCAGAGAAACUUUCCGGAGUGACAACAAGUGAAAGUCCACAGAAAAAUGGGACUUUGGGCUGUGUCAGGUAUUUGGAGCUGGAUUCAUCCCGGUUUAUCAGAGAGAGACUUAACACUUACACAACAUCCCUGUACCUCUCAGCGAGGCAGCAGGAGAGGCUGCUGCCCGGCAGGAUGACAUCCUGGAGCAGAGGAGCUGUUUUCAUCCACCCUGACACCUUCAGGUCAGGGCAGGGGUCAGACAGGUGGAGGCGUCUGAAAGCCCAUCCUAAUACCAUGCAGGUAUCUACCAGAAGCUACAGCUGGAAGAGUGACCGCAGCUCAGAGGAGGCUCCCAUUAUGUACAGAGCAAGGACGACUUAUUACGACAUCCUCAGAGUGUCCCCUGGUGCCACACAGUCCCAGAUCAAGACAGCCUACUACAAGCAGUCUUUUCUUUUCCACCCUGACAAGAACCCAGGGAACGAUGAGGCCACGCAGCGCUUCUUUGAUAUAAGCAAGGCCUACACAGUGCUGGGAAACAUUGGCCUCAGGAGGAAGUAUGACCGUGGGAUUCUCAGCAGUUCAGAUGUUCACAGUGCAGGGAGACCUUCCUCCAAAGAGACCAUGAGCAAAUCCUCAGCCCCCCCACAUCAGCAACACUACAGAACCAGGCAGUUCUCCCAAACUGGGAAGAAGGCCAUGUUUGAUUUUGAUGCUUUUUAUCAGGCUCACUAUGGGGAGCAGCUGCAGAGGGAGAAGGACAUGAGAGCCAGGAAGCAGCGCCUGCAGGAGCAGAAGAAGGAGAACCUCAACAAGUGGAAGGAGGGAAGACAUUUGGACUUGACUAUGAUAGUGCUGAUGGCCAUGGCAGGCGUUCUCGUUGUGAAUCUCAGCAUAUCCUGAAAUAGAUGCAGCACCUUGGCGGGUGCCUCUCUGGGGUUGCAUGUUACAACUCUCAGGGAGGAGAAAGAGGGGGAGAGAGAGUGCUACCUCAGACUGUUUUGCAAGUGUUGCACGGUUUUUGACAGUUGAAGAUGAUUUUUUCUUGUGUGUUUUUAAGGAGCAAACAAAGGCUGAAUCACUGGUUAGAGGCCAAAGAUUGGUAUUUAUAAACUGUGUCAUUAGCUGAUUGUUUCAAAACAGCAACUGAGCAUAUUACUUUUCCUCAUUCAUUCACUUUAAGACUGUAAAAACCAGCAGAAACAAAAACUGCAAACACUUACCUAAAAAGUGGGUGCUGAAUGAUCAUACAUCAGAAACGUCAAGAGAGAGAACAUUUACAAAUCGUAUGUACAGGUAAUAUUAUAUUUCACUCUUAAUGGCUUUCUCACCGUUGAUUUAUUUUAACCUAGGUUUCAGAGACAUCAUUACAAUCUUGUCAAAUGGUCACUCUCCUUAUCUCAAGAAGCUGAUGUAGACUGUUAUGGAGGUUUAGUUUUUGUGCCAUCAACAUCUGUACCACCAGGUGUGAAGUUUCUGUGUCUGCACUUAUUUAUUUCAUUUCCAUAGGGACAAGUCUGAAGCCAAACCACCCUUAUUGGCAGCUCUCAUUGAAUUCCUUUCACCCACAUGCUGCACAAGGAUGUGAACAUUGAAUGUCUGAGGCUGGAACACGCACAAUCCCUUUGCCUUUCCUUACACACUGCAUCUGUAAUUCAGGAAAUCACUUUGAAGUGUGCAAAUGUAAGAUUAUUAGAAAAAUAAUACACAUGUAUACACCUAUUUUUGAGAGUGUAUCGAUCUACUGUAUAUUAUGUUAAAUUAAAAAUUAAAAUUUAUUUUUAAUAGGGGUAACUGUAUAAACCAACUCUCAACCAACAGUUUGAUUCAUAUUUUUUAAAUAGUUUUAUUUAUCAAUGAAGAUCAUAGUUUGUGAUUACCCAGAAUGCUUUGCGUGUUUUUUUUUCUUUCUGCAAUUCUAUAAGAUCUGACCUCUAGAGGGCGCCUGAGCACAUCCAAAUCAUCAUAGGCUUCAGUUGGAGGCCUCUGUGUAGUCUGUAAUGGACGAUACUCAUUUAUGGUAUGGAAGUCUGCUGAGAGCUGCUGUUGUUGAUAAUACAUCAGUUUAUUUCCUUGAAGAUGCUUCCCAGUAGAAACUUCCAACAUGGUUCAUUUCUGGGAUUAAAGGAAUACUUCGCCAACAGAAGGAAUAUUUGUCAAUUACUCACGGUGUGUUACCUUGAAUUCUAGGAGAAUUAUUUUUUUCCAUAUGCCUAUAGUGAACGAAUAAUUAAAAAAAGACUUGUCUUGAAUGAAAGUAUAUGGGGCUGAACUUUCACAACAGUAAAACUAUAUCCAAACAUUUUCACUCUCAUAAUUUUUGUAUAUGUAAUAGAAAGUAGUUAAUUUAAUGUCUUAUUUAUCCAGUUGUAUUCUCAGUAUUUCCCUUACUAUUUAAGACAAUUCUGCAUAGACAGUCUUACGUUUGUGCAGGCAUGCCUCUUUUAAAUAGAAGAUUUAAGCAAAAAAUACACAUGUUUUGUUAAAUGUAUUUUGAAGGAACUGUGAAUGAAAUUGAGACUUGGAUUAUACUUUACAAGUUGUGUGAGAGUUUGUAGCCUGAUGUUUUGAUGCAGUUUUGCCGUUGUUAAAUGGCCCAAAACUUAAAUUCAUUACUUGCAUGAAAGAUAAAUGUUUUCUUCAAGAAUUCAAGGUUACAUGGGUUGAGUAGUUAAGAAUCAAAUGGACAUUUUGUUGGUAAAGAAUUCUUUCAAGUUAUCAGUGUUUAAACUGACUGUAGUGGUCAAACAAGUCAAACCCUUUGAACUAUGAUACUGCUGCACUAGAUCUCAUAAUACAAAUGUGUGGUAGCAUUAGGGCCUAAAUAUGGAAGAUAGGCUGACUCUGUUUCAUUUAAUAAUAUAAACUGA